Molecule: messenger RNA, 2419 nt
Organism: Williopsis jadinii
Lineage: Eukaryota; Fungi; Ascomycota; Saccharomycetes; Phaffomycetales; Wickerhamomycetaceae
Gene: PET127
Product: Pet127p
Exons: 1
Coding region: 288-2261 (657 amino acids)
Biological process (GO): mitochondrial RNA 5'-end processing
Cellular component (GO): mitochondrial envelope; mitochondrion
Source: RefSeq, a predicted model, not a curated record
GGUGAAGAGGAAAUCUAACCAAUCAACAAAUGUGUCUUUUGUUGCGGAAGAGAGCCGGAGGAAAAAAGUUAUCUGAAAAAUCUCUGACAACCCGGGCGCCUGUGGUGAUUUUUAUCUUUUCGAUCUUGGUCGACGGAGAGGGGUUACCCGGACCCGGAAACACCCGGACACCCACACCCGGACAUCUUCACACCCGGACACCAGCAUACCCGAUGAGCUCUUCGAGACGUAGAUCUCUACUGCUCUGACCCAUUCCCCUUCCCAUUCUCCGUCUUGAAGCACUGUCCAUGAGGUUUCUCAGGUUUAAACAUUCAUCCUCGGUCCCAGAGAAACUCGAAAGCAUAGUUGCAAAGGGGUUUGAACGGCUUUCCAAAUCCUUAGCGCGUGGUUCGAAUACCCAAGUACAUGGGAACCGUUCAACCACUUCAACCACAGCGUCGAAUAACGGUAAACGCCAGUCCAGUCGGCGUGGAACCCACGAUUCCGAUAGACGAGUUCCACAUGACCUCAGGCUAGACCAUGGAAAUGGAAGAUAUGGAUUCUUUAGGCCGAGUUCCCAGCCGAUGGAGUUUGAUUCCAUAGCCAAAUCAUCAACGCUUUACCAAGGGACAUUGGACGCACCAGGCCAGUUCCAAUAUACCACAUUACAAGUGCCAGGCCAAUCAGAUAUCCCUAAACUACAACAUAAACUCUCAAGAGUGCUGUUCUCUCCAGGUGUACAUUAUCUACAAGAUCCACGAACCCAGGUUUACAACUUUAACCCAUAUCUACAGGAUAUCAUGCCAGUGGAUCAGUUUGACUUCGAUGCCAUUUCCACUUUUGUUACUGCUUCUAAAGAUGAGACGUUGACUGCAUUGGCGCAAGCAAACGGCUUGAAGUACUAUGCAUCAACAAGUUCAAUGACUGGUGCCCUAUCUCAAUUGCAUUUUCUGUUAUCAAAUUUCAGACCAGUGAGUCUGCUGGAUUUCUCAAGGCAGCAGCCUGAAACUUUGGGCAAGAUGACCAAAGGUGCUAGACUACCUGCGACUAUGAUACUGAGAAACCGUAAUGGCUGUUAUGCCAUAGACUCUGACAAAUCAAGCGAUCGUGAAAUUGUACUGUCAUUAUUAGGACAUUCAUUGGAGAGGUUCCUCACAAAGACUCCUCAAGAGUAUGAAUUAUACAAGAAAAGACCACAGGAGAGAAUGGAAAAGAUCAAAGAGGUCAAUACUUAUCAUUAUGCCAAGUCGGGCCCGUUUCUAAUGCGUUCACAGUUGGAUUGCCAUGACGACCGUCUACUGGGGACUGGGACAUUUGAUCUGAAGACAAGGGCAGUUGCAGCUGUUCGUCAUGACCUGGCUCAUGCGGAGAAGAACCUCACAGGAUACUCCAUUGUGAAGACAAAGGGAAGGUUCGAAUCGUUCGAAAGAGAACUAUUAGAAUUGUCACGGUCAACGAUGCUCAAAUACUCGUUACAGGCCAGAAUAGGUAAUAUGGAUGGUAUUUUCAUAGCAUACCAUAACAUAUCGAAGAUGUUUGGAUUCCAAUACUUACCGUUGAGUAAGAUGGAUGAAAUAUUACACUCUUUUGGUCUUCCUGCAAUCGAUUACAUGGAUCAAAAGAGGUCAUUGAAUGAUACGGUGGAGAAUCUAUCUACAAAGAUGGCCAAUGAAGAGUUUAUCCUGUCCCUAGAAAUUUGGGAUAAAGUUCUCAGUUAUAUAACCAAUGAGCUACCCAACACUUCUUUCAGAUUGAUCAUGCACACUGUACCUAUCUCCAAGUUUGAAAGCAAAUUGAGAGUCAUAGCCACCAGAAUUUCAGACGAAGAGGUUGAGACGCUACAGAAAUCAGGUGAAAAGCUUCAAAAAUUACUCGCAAACGCAUCCACUGAAGAACACAGUGAGAUUGUUCGUUACCAUGUGAAGGAGAUUAUGAAGUUGAACCAGUCUUUGCGCCAUUCCCCGGUUGGUAUUGAAGUGCAAGUUAAAUCCACGAUCAACGACAUCGUUAUCCGUGAACGCCAUCCCGUCUUCGAACACAUGGAUGAUUGCUGGAAAGUCGGUGUCAAACUCACACAGAUGAAUACCGCACAAGCCAUUGAAGUCUACAAUACUUGCCUGAGUGAAAAGAUGAACAUUUUGAUGAACCAAACUCUCUUAAAGACCGACGAGGACGCAUCGUCGUUAAUGAAAGUGUUGAGGCUACUUGGAGAGAAUAGAAUGCAUGAGGAUAAGAAUACAACAGCUACUGCAAAGGGGAAAGUCAUUUGGAAUGACGAAUGAAUAUCUAUAUAUGCUGAGAAAACAUUUAUGUACAUAGUUUUUAUAUACACUAUCUAUAAAGAGGGUUAGACAUGCGUGACUGCUGAUUGAAGAUCCCUCAUCUCCAGAGACUCUUGCUCUGGCUCAUAGUAAUACUUGAAAUAGACGUACUGGAAAGC